GCCUCGUUCCCGCAGCACAUCCCAGCCCACACGAGUCCUAGAGGUGCAGAGUUGACUUGCAUUCUCUUGACAAAGACUUGGUCCUUCCCCUCGAUCCGACGCGCCCUGAUCCUUUUCGACAAGUCAGAAUGGGCAUCACAGAUUUCUUCUCGGACCUGAUGAGUUCAGUGUCCUUUGUGCAAGAGGUCCACGCCGAAGCUCCUGCCGACGACAACGACGACUCCAACGAAGGCGGCGAGGAGGAAUCCAAGGACGAAGAGGGUGGUGACGACAAGGAAGAAGGAGGAGACGACGAGACUGGCGAAGGCGACGAAGAAGAAGAAGAGGAGGAGGAGGAGGAAGAGGAGGAACCUGUAGACCCCAAGCCAAAGUUGGAAGAGGGUACGUUCCAUCAUUCGCGCCGACGCCGGAUGUACACAAUGGCGGCAGUUCAAAAGAUACCGACAUGCUAACCCUUUUCCCUUGCGUUCCCGUAGACUGCGCCCGAUCCGCCCAAUGUUCAGGUUACAAGCACCACUACGACGAGUGCGUUGAGCGUGUCACGGCCGCAUCCGAGGACGCAGAUCACAAGGGACCCAAGGAGGAUUGCGUCGAAGAAUACUUCCACCUCCAGCAUUGCGCCACGCAAUGUGCUGCUGCCAAGCUCUUCAAGCAACUGAAGUAAGCCUCCCUCUUGCGACCACUCGACGCCACUCCCUCCCUUUUUCCUCCGGUUCGAAACCUUUGCGGAACGAUGCGGAAAGGACAACAUGAGGGAGACGGGAGGAUCGUUGGUCAGUCAAGAAGAAUGAACCCUUGUGUGCGUGAUGAGUGCGAGUCCAAGUGGGAAUCUAGAUCAAAUCCCUCGUUACGUUUCGACAUGAUACACUGAAGAUGGCACUUGUUGCGUGUGCUUGGGAACCAGCGGCGGCGGUGUUUUCGGUGCCGGGGGACAACCGUUUCUCAAGAACCUACCUACCUACCUGGUACAGUAUUUGACAAAACAAAAGCACCACUGAGACAAUCCACAUACUUUGACCCCCCUUGUACAGCUACCUAUCUACUUGUCAAAUAAGAAGAAUCCAUCAGAAAUACAAUACAACUGAAAAGACUUUGGUUUUGUUGCACACACUGAAUCUUCUCACCAGACGUUCCGUACCGAAGGAGUAUCCGUAGAAAGCGUGGUGACAUACCUUAUAUCUAUCUAGGAUCCCUGCACAACACUCUCAAAGAGCCAUUUGCUCAGCAAGAGUCUCUGGUUGGCUUCUCCUUAUGCUGAUCACGUGUGGAAAUAGCACAUCAAAGACAACGGGCGCAGGCAAACAGAGGCUCAAAGCACAACACAUUAGCGAGCACGUCCACAUCCCUUCAGGAAGCAUGUCGCCAACUCUUCACAGGUUUCUGAUAAGGGGAGAAACAAUGAUCCUAUGACACAAAUCAAAGCCUCCUCACUCACACCGCCCAGAUCCAUCGAAUCGAUUUGACUCCCACCGCAGGCCGAAACAAUGCUUUGAUGCUCUCGGGCGCAAAAGAAGGAGAAGAAAAUGAAGACAGUGGAAUAAACCAAAAACAGGCAAGAGGCAUCUACUGGCAAUCUUCACGCUUGAGAGAACUCCAUGCGGGCCCAAGCUCAAUGAUGUCCACGGGAGACACCGCCCAUGAUGCUCCUCUUUCAAGAGCACUCGCCCCUACAAAAGUCACAAUUCCAGGAACAGAACAGACUCGGCGAACCUCGGUCUCACGAGCUUCAAUAUUAUGAGCGUCCAUCCUCCGCCUAGACAACCAAUGCGCCAAUGCAAACGAUAGCAGAACCAGCGAAUACCUUCGAUGGACACAGCCUCAGACGCUCAUGCAAACAUUGGCACAGAAACUGUGCAGAUCAUACCUAGCAAAGAGUCGAAAUCUGCGGCAUAACUCCCGAGGCCUUAAAGGAGGCGAUGAACCCUAGAAACACCAUACUAUCGCAGCCAGAUGGAUAGCCCACUAGAUCGACUUUUCUCGGGAGACUCACACCCAAGUCGAAGAGCACGAGAAAUGCUAAACAAGCACACCGUCUAGCCGCGGGUGACGCCUACGACUAAACACGACCACGCCGGCAGAGGACGCUAUCAGGGAACAGGCUACCAUCGAUUUCCCAGCACUGUGUUUCUACCAGGGGGGAAGAGGAAAAUGAUGUUCAUAUUGGCGCCAACUGUAUGUCCAGGGUACAUGCGUUGACGAAAGGCAUCAAGAAUCACACGGGAACGUCAAUCAUGUUGACGGCGUCCAGUGCUGGACGGAUGUUGACUGAACCGGGAGGGACCACGGGGCGUGUGAUGUAGAAGACAGGACCUACGGUUGGUAACCUUUGUCUUCCCACGGACUGGUAUUGGCAUUGUAAUGUAUGUGAGCUCCAUGUGCAGAUGGACUAGGAGGGCAUUUGGAUCAAGGAGCUCGAGGAGGGUUGGCCUUUGUGAGAACUUGGACCGACAACAUCAAGAACCUUUGUGAUUCGAAACAGUUGGGCCACCUUGAUAUUCUUGGACUAUGUGUCUAGCGAUCUUUAUUCAUUCAACACCAUUGCAGUUAUGAUUCCCUUCAAGAGUAUUAACUAUACCCGCAGCCACACAGUGUUGGAAGACGUCGCUGUCUUCCAAAAGAAGCCCUGAUAGCUAAUUGUCGAUAUACUCGACUGGAG
Molecule: messenger RNA, 2656 nt
Organism: Exophiala oligosperma
Lineage: Eukaryota; Fungi; Ascomycota; Eurotiomycetes; Chaetothyriales; Herpotrichiellaceae
Exons: 2
Coding region: 129-452 (107 amino acids)
Biological process (GO): mitochondrial electron transport, ubiquinol to cytochrome c
Source: RefSeq, a predicted model, not a curated record